AUGGCCUUGUCCAGACGUCCGCUCCCACUCCCAGAGGAAAACCCUAGCUACCCAGGCUUCCACCCGUCCGUCACUGAGCCACCGGCUGGCCAUAAACGGAGGGAGAACUCGCGUCCCCUUCACCAGCCGAUGGUCUUCGAGCGCGAUCAUGCCUUACGCCUUCGUGAUGAGAUCAUGAUCUACGCGGAUAUAUAUCGGCCAACAGACAAUAUCCCUGUACCGGCUAUCAUGGUCUGGGGACCGUACCGGAAGUCCGGGGGUGGUCUCCUCGACCUCAGGACUUUCCCGCUAAGAGUUGGUGUAUCCGAGGAGCGUCUCUCGGGGUACCUAGAGUUUCGAAGGCUAGAUCCACCAACCAACUUCAUGGGUAGACCCGACCCCGCCGAAUGGAUUCCCAGGGGAUAUGCCGUCGUGAACGUUGACGCCAGGGGUGCAAUGGACUCAGAAGGAGACAUGAGAUUCUGGGGUUCCGGGGACGGACAGGAUGGGUAUGAUGCCAUUGAAGAGAUCGCGAAGCUACCAUGGUGCAAUGGCAAGGUCGCCCUAGUGGGCAACUCGUGGCUGGCUAUCUCGCAGUGGUCUAUUGCUGCUGAGAGACCCCACGUUUGGCGUUAUAUGUUUGGUGGAUUUGCUGAUGGUUUAGCAGGUCCUGGCCGACUGGAGGGUAUUUUGGCUAUGCGGGAGGAGUCUGCUCUUACGAAUGAGUACUGGGAGGAUAAGAGGGCGAGGUUGGACCAAAUUCCGGUCCCUGCUUAUAUUUUGGCUAGUUAUUCGGCUGCGCUUCAUACUUCGGGGUCUUUUAGGGGAUAUGAGGCGAUACCGCAUGAUAAGAAGUGGCUAGUUAUCCACGGCACGCAGGAAUGGUAUGACUUGUAUUCCUUCGAGAGGAUUCAAGAACUACAGUCAUUCUUCGGUCGCUAUACGAAGGACCUUCCGAAUGGGUGGGAGACCACGCCGCGGAUCCGGGCUACAGUGUUGCCGUUCAAUCGGCCGGCGAUAACAAACAUUCCUUUCGAAGAACUGUCCUGGCCUCACCGCGAAAUGAUACUCAAGAGAUUCUAUUUAGGCUCCGAACAUAGCUUGUUAGAAGAGAAGCCGAAAGAGGCGGGACAAAUUGCCUACGAAGCCAAUGCUACCCCGAUACUGCAAAGGGGUAGUGACCCCGGUGAGAUCUCAUCCUCGUUUCGAUUGCUCGAACGGGCCGUCCUCCUUGGUCCUUCCCGCGCGGUCGUUCAUAUCAUGUCUAGGCAGAACGACAUGAAUGUCUACGUGAAGUUGAGGAAGGCUGGUCGAUCUGGCCGGCUUCUUCAAAACCUCAACAUUCCACUACAUGAUCAGGGUGUCACUUCAGCCAAUGAGGUACCUCUAAUCGUUCCAUUGAAAUACUUCGGUCCCCAAGAAAAUUUGCGAGCAUCAUUCCGUGAUGUCGCAGAGGAAUGGUUGGGAGAGCCCAUGCGAUUAGAAAUUGAUAUCUGGCCCACCCACGGGUAUCAUGUUCGAGCUUGGCGAACAACUAAUCAUGAAGGUUUCGGGGCAUUCCAUGAAUCUGUGGACUUUGAGGAUCUCCAGGGGACGUUUCGUGUCAGCAAUACGGGACCACACACAAUCUUUUGGGAAGGGCAAUUUGAAAGUUACCUAGGAGCUCCUCCGGUGGACCUCCCGGGGGCUGUUUAA
This is a messenger RNA of Aspergillus alliaceus, 1674 nucleotides long. Its product is annotated as Alpha/Beta hydrolase protein. Bases 1 to 1674 code for a protein of 557 amino acids. Gene Ontology annotation, molecular function: dipeptidyl-peptidase activity. The record is from RefSeq and is a predicted model, not a curated record. Lineage: Eukaryota; Fungi; Ascomycota; Eurotiomycetes; Eurotiales; Aspergillaceae. The transcript is spliced from 7 exons.